AUGACUCGAGCAAGGCCCGUAGGCCCGUCGAUCACGCAAAUGACCAUCUCGCAGUUGCUGGUUCUUCUGACUGGCUACAUCAUGGACCUGCAAAAGAUGACCUACCUGGGGUUUUUGCACGACAACCAUUUCGGGAACCUUCUUCUGGUCGGAACGGGUCAGACCCAGAGCCAGAUGGCCUGGCAUGACUUUGGUGCUCGAAGCUACUUCCAAAACGCCACGAAAGAACAGUUCGAGAGCUUUAGAGAGCACUUCGACAUGUGCUACGACACUGUGAUUGAACAUCUUCGGAGUCGCCGCGGCACGGGAGGCCUCAUUGCCGAGUUGGGCCAAAUCAAGUCGGAGUGGAGCUUGAAUGGGAUUGUCAGGGUGCGUGGCGUAUCAGACGCACUGGCCACCCUCGCAGAGAAGUUGCAGCAGGUGAUCAUGGAAUGGGCCGACGGCAGCAUCGACAUCCGGCGUUCGGUGCUGCGAGCAUGGAGCCGAGCAUUGACACCAACAAGAGCUGAGGAACUUCGUGAUUUUCUGGAGCGAGGCGCUACCUUGGCGCCAUCCACUGUCUGGGUGCGGGAGCUAGACAGCAAGGACAGGACGAUCACCGCCAAGUCUCGUCAAGAGGGCGAGGAUGAGCUCGAGCCGGCGUUUAAGGUGGAGUCGCCUCAGGACCACCCACGCCUCAAUGAUGUGGACGAUUUGAAAACAGCCAUCAAGCAGAAGAACCCCGUCGGUCUCAAGGACGUCGAUGCAAGGAAUAUCGACAUCUACUUACAAGAAGCUGGAGCGUGGCGACGCGUCGCAGGCGCAUCGACCUCCCUGCGUCAGGACACCAGCGAGCAAGAUUGCUACGGCUUUUUGCCGCGACCGGCAACUUGA
Symbiodinium sp. CCMP2592 is the source of this 873-nucleotide messenger RNA. NCBI's taxonomy places the organism in Eukaryota, Dinophyceae, Suessiales, Symbiodiniaceae. The record is from the annotation of a GenBank genome assembly.